AUGACCGCGACCACAACCACAACCACAGCCAGCUCGAACUUAACGGACUCACGUCCAAAUGCAAAAUUGUCGAGCUCGAACCGAAGAUAUGAAAGGUUCCUGGCCAAGGCUGAGGAUUAUCUCCAUAAGAAUCAAGCUUCGCAUUCGUCUGGUGUCACUAGUGGUGGUGCUGAUCAUGGCACCCGUCAUAUUGAGUUUUUGAAGAAGGCGCAAGAGUUCUUGGACAAAAAGGAAAAAAACUCGGCGUCGGCCUCAGGAUUGUCCGUUGUCACCAAUGGUGAUGGUGGUGGCAGCCGUCAUUUAGAUUUCUUUAGAAAGAAACAAGAUGAUGUGAACAAAAAGGAUAAGAAGGAUAAAAAGGAUGGUGAAGAACAUGAUGAUGAUGCUGGUGGUCAUCACUACAGAAAGCAUCUAAAAACGCUUUUGAAGACAGUAAAGAAACAUAAAGGAGGAAAAAAUGGAAAAGAAAGUAAUAAUGAGGAAGAACAUGCUGAAGAAGAGCCAGAGGAGAUCGAGGAAGAAGAAGAGGAGGAAGAGGAAGAAGAGGGUGGUUGGUUUACUGAGUUUUUGGAAGGCGUUCAAGAGUUCUUACAAGAAUAA
Beta vulgaris subsp. vulgaris (sugar beet) is the source of this 600-nucleotide messenger RNA. RefSeq lists its product as uncharacterized. Bases 1 to 600 code for a protein of 199 amino acids. The record is from RefSeq and is a predicted model, not a curated record. NCBI's taxonomy places the organism in Eukaryota, Viridiplantae, Streptophyta, Magnoliopsida, Caryophyllales, Amaranthaceae. The transcript has a single exon.